This is a messenger RNA of Mycena citricolor, 264 nucleotides long. Lineage: Eukaryota; Fungi; Basidiomycota; Agaricomycetes; Agaricales; Mycenaceae. The record is from the annotation of a GenBank genome assembly.
UCAGGGACCUUCUUACACGGCCCUUCAAGACACCGAUUGGGAAGACCUAUACGAACUUGGUGAACACAACAACGAAGAUCUAUUUCACCAUCAGGACAAUUGGACUCCUGAACUUCGUUCCCUAUUCGGUGAUCCUCCCUAUAUCGAAUUCCCCUCUCUUCACUACCAAACCGCCGACGUUAUCGAGUAUCUCCCCACCAUGUCGGGAAUCGAGAAACUCAACAACUCCAUUCUGAGUGUCUUCGAUGGCACCAAUUGGAAUAC